ACGAACACUACACCGAGAGCCAUUUCCAUCCAUCUCAUCCUUCACAGUCACAACAUAACCCCCCCUUCGUCAGUAUAAGUCAAGAUUCGACGACAAACUACCGCGGAGGUUCCAUCCGUCGAGGUCAAGAAAGAAAAAUGACGGUCAUCAAAAUAGAGGCCGUCACGGACCUGCUAUGUCCGUGGUGCUACGUCGGCAAGAGGAACCUCGACCGCGCAAUCUCACAAUACCGCGCCGUGGACCCUACCGCCGAGUUCGAGGUCGUCUGGAAGCCGUUCUAUCUGAGCCCGGCGUUGAAGAGCACCGGCUACGACAAACGCGAAAUGUACACAACCCGCUUCUCCCUAGCAGGCGACCUGCCCGCAGUACUAUCCCGCAUAACCACCGCCUGCGCCCAAACCGGCAUCGCCCUAAACGUCACAGGCCGCACCGGCAACUCGCGCCAAUCCCACAAGCUCCUCCGCCUCGCCCUCGUCACCCGCGGCCCCGCAGCCCAAGACGCCCUCCUGGAAGCGCUCUUCCGGGGCCACUUUGAACUCGGCGCAGACAUCUCGGACCGCGCCUACCUCGUCAAGACGGCCGCCGAGGCCGCGGGGCUGGACGAGUCCGACGUCGAGGCCGCGCUCGAUAGCGAUCGCGCGGGCGAGGUUGUCGACGAGGAGGUCGUGGGCGCGAGGAAGGCCGGGGUCACGGGCGUGCCGACGUUUACGGUGCAAGGGCGGUGGAGGGUCGGCGGGAAUCAGGAGCCGGAUGUGUUUUUGAGGGUUUUUGAGCGGGUUACGGAGGGGUGUUGAGUUUCUUGGUGGGUGGCUUGUUGUUGUUGUUGUGGUCUCUUCCGUUUUCCCUCUCUAUGGGGUUCCUUGUAAGCGACGAUGAGAGGAAUAUGGAUGAUGAGAGAAAGGGAGGGGAGGGGGGUCGGUGGUAUGUCCUAUCUGUUCGUUUGGCUUCUUGUUCUAUUCUCUCAUUGAGUUUCAGCGAUAUGGCAUUGCGGUGGCAAUAACAUCAUUUCCCAUAGCACAGCGUUAAAGGAUGCAGUAAUGUUGGAUAUUUAUCAUUCUUCUGUCCUU
Messenger RNA from Colletotrichum acutatum, 1067 nucleotides. RefSeq names its product DSBA-like thioredoxin domain-containing protein. NCBI's taxonomy places the organism in Eukaryota, Fungi, Ascomycota, Sordariomycetes, Glomerellales, Glomerellaceae. The record is from RefSeq and is a predicted model, not a curated record. The transcript is spliced from 2 exons. Bases 138 to 794 code for a protein of 218 amino acids. Gene Ontology annotation, molecular function: oxidoreductase activity.